Macrosiphum euphorbiae (potato aphid) is the source of this 1089-nucleotide messenger RNA. The record is from the annotation of a GenBank genome assembly. NCBI's taxonomy places the organism in Eukaryota, Metazoa, Arthropoda, Insecta, Hemiptera, Aphididae.
AUGUUUAACAUUUAUACCAACGAUCAACCAAUAUACACAGAUAGCGACGUAAAACAUUAUAUUUACGCAGACGACACAGCAAUCGCCGUACAACACGAUCAGUUUGAAAAUGUAGAGGAAAAACUAUUGACUACUUUGGACAUUCUUGGAAAAUACUAUAGACGCAAUUACCUAAAACCCAAUCCAAGCAAAACACAAAUAUGUGCUUUCUACCUAAGGAAUCGAUGUGCCAACCGUAUCCUUAACGUCUACUGGAAUGAGACGAAAAUCACUAAUACACAGUGUCCAAAAUAUCUCGGAAUAACACUAGACCGAUCUCUCAUCUACAGAUUCCAUUGCGAAAACAUCAAACAUAAAAUAAUGACAAGAAAUGGCAUAUUGCGGAAGCUCAGUGGCUCCACAUGGGGCUGUAAUCCCCAAGUCCUAAGAACUACGGCAUUAGCCUUAUGUUUUUCAGCGGGAGAGUAUGCCAGUCCAGUAUGGGGUAGAUCAUCACAUACUAAAAAGGUCGAUGUUGCACUAAAAGAGUCCUGCCGACACAUAACUGGUUGCCUAAACAACACACCGGUAGAACAAUUAUAUAUACUUUCAGGAAUAGCCCCUCUGCCAAUAAGAAGAUCCACGCAAGCAGACUGGGAGAGAAUGAAAAUAACAGCAGAUCCACGACACCCUAUGUAUGGCAUAACUCCACAACUCCCUCGCCUUAAAUCCAGGAAGAGUUCCAUGAACCAUACAAAAGCCAUCUCGUCAACAAAUCCUGAAGUAGAAAGAACGACCAGAUGGAGAAAUGAGAUAAGCAGUACCCCCAGCUGGGUGCCGAACAAGUCGCUCCCAUCUGGUCAUAAUGAAACAUGGCCGGUUUGGCGAACACUAAAUCGACUCAGGACAGGAAUUGGACGAACAAAAGACAAUCUAAUAAAAUGGGGACUGCUAGAUAGCACAGACACCUUGCGCAUAUGUGGAGAAGUACAGACAAUGCAACACAUUAUCACAUGCACAGCUUGUUCCCAAACCUGCACCCCAGAAGACAUUCACAAAGGCACAAGCCAAGGAAUUAACGUAGCCCGCAUCUGGGCAGAAAUAAUAUAA